Astrephomene gubernaculifera is the source of this 3223-nucleotide messenger RNA. The record is from the annotation of a GenBank genome assembly. Lineage: Eukaryota; Viridiplantae; Chlorophyta; Chlorophyceae; Chlamydomonadales; Astrephomenaceae.
CACAAUAUGUUAAACAGAACAGUAUAGACGCAUGUGAACUGAGGGCUUUGCCGCCUUAUUUAUCUGCGAGCUGAUAGCCUUGCUGCUACACCACCUCUGUCCAGCAGGCACAGCCAAUUUUGAUUAACAGUGAUUCCUUAUGCUAUUGUAGCCUGUGCUGUGAUCAGAAAUGCCUACCAUGUCAUGGAACCGGGUGGAAGGUUUCGAUGGAAACGAGGCUCGUCUUGGCUCUUUGACGCUUCCACCUAUAGAAGGUCAAAACGGCAUGGCUUUGUUGUCUGAAAAGGAUUAUCAAUACAGCGAUUACUACAAGCCGUCGCGGGAAGGCCAUAUUGAGGAUGAGCUGGAGCUUGUGCGCUUGGAGGAUGGACAUCUUAUGAAAGCAUUCCAGGACGAGCAGGCGCACGCUACAAAGAACAAGAAGCGGCUUCGGGUCAUCCUUCCGGACUCCAAGUUCAGAAAAGUGUGGAUCAACAUCCAGCUGUUCGUGGUGCUAUACAUCAUCUGGGUUACGCCCGUGCGCGCGGGCUUCAACAAGCCAGCGGUCGGCUUCUGGUUCUGGCUGGAGGGCGUCAUAGACAUCUUCUUCUACACGGACCUUGUGCUCAACUUCCUGACAGCGUAUGAGCACCCGGUGACGGGCGAGCUCAUCACCGACCACCGUAAGAUUGCGGCCCGAUACCUGAAGACAUGGUUCGUCAUCGACCUGCUCGCAACCUUCCCCUCCGACUAUGUCGUGCGGGGCAUGCAGGGCACCUGGGCGUGCAGCGCGAUGGGCAACUGCGACAUGGUGGUUCAAACCGGCUCCGCUGCCAGCGUGGUGCUGCUGCUGCGCAUGCUGCGCUUCUUCCGCAUCUUGUGGAUCCUCAAGAACUUCAACGUGCUGUCCGUGAGCACGGUGCUGGGUCGCCUGCAGGAUGAGUUCUACGCGGCUCGCUGGAUCAUUUCGCUGCUCGAGCUGCUGAUCGUGCUGGUGUUCCUAGGCCACGUGUCGGGCUGCUUCUUCUACAUGUUCUCGGGGCCCUCCUGGUGGACAAGCGAGGAGAAGAGCCUGGUGGAUGCCGGAGAGCUCAGCACCUGGGUGCUGGACAAGAUGGGCGGCUACUACCCCGUCGUCAUGCCGACCCAGAUCACCGAGAUGCCCGACGGCACGCAGCUGCAUGCGACAGAGGGUGUGGGGCAGGACGCGGUCAGCAAGCUGUGGUACAGCUGCCCCGACUUUUACACCAUGGUGCAGUGCGCCAAGUGCGACACGGUGCGCCUGCGCUGCAAGAGCGACUUUGGCUUCACGUACAGGUACAUCACGUGCAUGUACUGGGCCUACACCACCAUGACCACCGUGGGCUAUGGCGACAUCUACGGCACCACCGUCGCGGAAAAGGUCAUGUGCAUGAUCACCAUGGUCAUCGGCGGCUUCUUCCUGUCUUUCUGCUUCGGUCGCAUGGCCUCCGUGAUCGGCCGGCUGGACGCGGACAAGGUGGCUCGCGGCGAGCAGCUGCACGAGCUGUCGGCGUUCAUGAAGGAUGUGGAGCUGCCCAGACCGCUGGCACGCAAGGUUCUGGAGUACAGCAAGAAGCAAAAGGUCCGCGCCUACGACCGUCAAGCGGUGCUGGCGCGGCUGCCCUUCGAGCUGCGAUCCAAGAUCCUGCGCCACCUGUACAUGCCCACCAUCGCCAAGGUGCCGCUGCUGCAGUCCAUGUCCGGAGACGACGUCUUCCUCACCGACCUGUGCGUGCGGCUGCAGCCCACGCACUUUUCCGCGGAUACCUAUGUCUACAUGCGCGGAGAGAGCGGCGGGGACGUGUUCAUACUGCUACAGGGUGAGCUGCAUGUGCUUGCAGCCGACCAGGGCACGCUGCUGUACUGUGUGCCCGAGGGCACUGUGUUUGGCGAGAGCUCCAUCCUGCGGGAGAUCUCCGAGCCGGACGCCGGCAAGGUGAAGCGGCGGGAGAACGUGUUUUGCAAGACGCCGUGCGACAUGCUGCGGAUCACGGAGGAGGACAUCAAGGACCUGUGCGAGCACUACCCCGAGCUGCUGAGGGGCCUGCGCAAGCUCGACCGGUUGCGGCAGGCCCGCACGGAGGAGCGGCUGGCAGCUGCCCGGGAGCAAUCCGCGGCCGAGGUUUCGGAGCAUAGCACCGCAGCCGUCGAGUCCACGACGCUGCUGCCGCCGCCGCCCACAGCGGCUCAGCAGGGCUCCUACCGCAGCCUGCCGGGGACGGGCAGCGCGGGCAGCUUCGGUGGCAUGAUGGCGGCGAUCACAGGGCAGGGCGCGGCUUCUGGAGGCGCGGGCGCUGGGGCCAGCCGGCCGACCGCGGGCACCACGGAUUUGGGUCGGACCGUUAACCUGAAUGCGGGGGCGACCGGUGCACCAGCGUUGCGGUGAGGGGGGUCUACAUGUGCAGUGUGUGUGGAGAUAACGAUGAGAGAUGCUCUUGCAGGUGCGUGACAGCUGCAGAUGGUUGGGAUGACGUGAGCGUAGAUAAGGGACCAAGGGGGUACUGCGUGACGCCCCAGGGAAGAUUUGGUGCUUAUUAUUUCAGCUAAAAUGUGAGAAAGGUUAGGCGUAAACAUUAUAACUUGCGAGCGGUGAUCCUUCCCGGUCGUGCUAUCUAGUGCACAUGCAUAGGAUAACAGCUGGGGGUGGCUUUUUGGUGAAGCUGGCGAUGCGGGGUAUGAGUGGCCCAAGGGCCGGACUAGCUUAGUUAUGACGCAUCAUGUGAUCAGAUGGAGCCAGGACUCUUUAGCAGUGCAGUGAAUUAAAUUAUAUUUACUGAUUGGCUUGCUGUGUCCGGAAAUCUUGCUAUUGCUACUGUCUGCUGGCAUCAUGAGGGUCGUAAACCUACGAAACAUGGCUGCCUAACGGUGCUGUCAACAGGGUUGGCAACAUGGUCGUUCUCAACUCGCGUCGUGUCAACCGCGUCCUGAACGACACAGCCAUACUUGGUGUGAGGUGUGGCUGGGCAACCCGACUACUGCCUCAAUUUCUGAAUGCGUUGUAGGCUGACGUACUGCUCGGGGGUUGGGGGUGCGCAGUCGCAUGUGGCCCCGGCGGGCGAUUAUGUACAACCCGCCUCCGGAAGCCUGCCUGUUUAGGAGAGGCUCCAACAAUUGCAUGACGCAGUACGCCAGCAAUUAUAUGGCUGCUGUUGUGCACACCGGUAUCAGGUCUACCGGUACCACCCGGCAUCGGGUGCUUAUCCCUAAAUUACAACUGCCCCCA